This is a messenger RNA of Octodon degus (degu), 1523 nucleotides long. It is a transcript of the gene Rhoh, whose product is annotated as ras homolog family member H. Gene Ontology annotation, biological process: small GTPase-mediated signal transduction. The transcript is spliced from 3 exons. The record is from RefSeq and is a predicted model, not a curated record. Lineage: Eukaryota; Metazoa; Chordata; Mammalia; Rodentia; Octodontidae. The coding region runs from base 469 to 1044 and encodes 191 amino acids. Gene Ontology annotation, molecular function: GTP binding; GTPase activity.
CACACUGAGCCCAGCCACCGCUGGUUGGCUUCCUUACCGGUGCGAUUUCACAUUUUUAGUUCUUCCAGCGUGAAUCAGUCAGAUUCGUGGAUGGCAAGGCUGGGGCACUCAGCACACUGAAGAGCCUUGGGCUGUGUUUGUGUUUUACCUACCUGCACUGGGCGAACUUGACUUCCGGAGUCAGGCAUUUUGGUGGCAAGACAUUUUGGGGGGCAUUCCACAACAGUGCUUCCUCUCAGAUUCUCCCUCCUGUGGUCCGGUGCUGAGAGCAAGGUGGAGACCAAGUUUGCAAGUAUAUGGUGCCUGUCCCCUGGGUGAGCAGAGAGAAGUGGCUCCCUGAGGAUUGCCCCCAGAGGUCCUGAGAACACCUUGGGGUCCAGCUCCUGCGCUGAAUGGCACUGGCAGCAGCCCACUGAGGGCUCCUUUCCUCAGGAUCCUGGACUUGUAAGUAGGACUCCAGCUGGGAAGAUGCUGAGCUCCAUCAAGUGCGUGCUAGUGGGCGACAGCGCUGUGGGGAAGACGUCCCUGUUGGUGCGUUUCACAUCAGAGACCUUCCCGGAGGCCUACAAGCCCACAGUGUAUGAGAACACAGGUGUGGACGUCUUCAUGGAUGGCAUCCAGAUCAGCCUGGGCCUUUGGGACACAGCUGGCAAUGACGCCUUCAGGAGUAUCCGCCCCCUGUCCUACCAGCAGGCAGACGUGGUGCUGAUGUGCUACUCGGUGGCCAACCAUACCUCCUUCCUGAACCUGAAGAACAAGUGGAUAGGUGAAAUCCGGAGCAACCUGCCCUGCACCCCCGUGCUGGUGGUGGCCACCCAGACUGACCAGCGGGAAGUGGGGCCACACAGGGCUUCCUGCAUCAAUGCCCUGGAUGGCAAAAGGCUGGCCCAGGAUGUGCGAGCCAAGGGUUACCUGGAGUGCUCAGCCCUUAGCAACCGGGGGGUCCAGCAGGUGUUUGAAUGUGCCGUCCGGACUGCCGUCAACCAGGCCAGGCGCCGAAACAGACGGAGGCUCUUCUCCAUUAAUCAGUGCAAGAUCUUCUAAGGCCCAAGACCCUUAACCAACAUGCAUGAGCUCGUCCCAUUGAUGGACACGUGGAAAGAUGGAGAACAGCAAGCUGUAUGGUGCUUUCAGAUCCUGUGGCUGACAAGACUGCAUGGGAUUUUCCCUAACUACACCUCCAAGUGGACUCCUGGCCCAGCCUUUGCAAAGCUGGAGUGAAUAUCCCAUCUCCAUGUUAAAAACUAAAGUGGCUUCCAUAAUUUUGGACAGUGAAGUGAGUUUCCCAUGUACUCUGUAUUUAAAGACACACUUUAUUUAAAUAAUAACAAACAUCUGGUUCCUGUAUAUAAUUAGUUCUUGCACUUGAAAAGACUUUUCCUACAUCCUUGCAAACGAACUGCUGUCGGAGGGGUGUGAGCAGGUGGGGUUCUGCAUUACGUGUUCUUAUUUUCCCCUUGAACUAGGAAUCUGGUUAAAAACAGUUGCCUGCUGGGUUUUUCAAGGAAAUUAAAUUUUAAAAU